AUGACGCGUCCAGGACCUCCGAGUGAAAACCUCCCUACAGUAAAAUUAGUAGUGGUCGGAGAUGGUGGUGUCGGUAAGAGUGCAAUUACCAUCCAGUUCUUCCAGAAACUAUUUGUGACAGACUAUGAUCCAACUAUUGAGGAUUCCUACAUUCAACACACCGAGGUGGAUGGACAGUGGUGCAUACUUGAUGUUCUGGACACGGCGGGCCAAGAGGAGUUCAGUGCGAUGCGGGAGCAGUACAUGCGCAAGGGAGACGGUUUCCUUCUGGUGUACUCGGUCACAGACAAGCAAAGUUUCGAGAACAUACGACACUUUCACACACAGAUAUUGAGGGUUAAGGACCGCGAGACGUACCCGAUGCUGGUGGCGGCCAACAAGGUGGACCUGGUGCACCUGCGCGCCGUCAGCGAGGACGCCGGCCGCGAGCUGGCGCGCGCGCUCGCCGCGCCCUACAUCGAGACCAGCGCCAAGGAGCCGCCGCUCAACGUCGACGCCGCCUUCCACGAGCUCGUGCGCAUCAUCCGCAAGCACCCGCAGCAGGAGGACAAGCUGCGCCGCCGCCGCCGCGCGCUCGGCCGCUGCGCGCUGCUC
Messenger RNA from Brenthis ino (lesser marbled fritillary), 594 nucleotides. NCBI's taxonomy places the organism in Eukaryota, Metazoa, Arthropoda, Insecta, Lepidoptera, Nymphalidae. The record is from the annotation of a GenBank genome assembly.